GGCUCCGCCCGGCCCGCCUGGGCUCGGCACGGCUCCGCCCGGCCCGGCUCGGGCCGCCUGCAUGCGGCGGCGGCGGCGGCGGGGCUGCCGGGAGGGAUGAACGGCUCCUCGGCGGGGCUCCCGGCGGGGCUCGGCGGCUCGCUGGGGCUCCCGGCGGGGAUGAACGGCUCGCUGGGGCUCCCGGCGGGGAUGAACGGCUCGCUGGGAAUGCCGGCAGCGCCGAACGGCUCCUCGGCGGCGGCGGCGGGGCUGCUGGCGGGGGCCGGGGGCGCGGCGCUGGAGCUGGAGCGGGCGCUGCGCUGCUGCACCGCCGCCUCCGUGGUGACCGACGGCAGCGGCGCGGGCGCGGACGAGCGCAGCCUGUACAUCAUGCGCGUGGUGCAGAUCGCCGUCAUGUGCGUGCUGGCCCUCACCGUGGUGUUCGGCAUCUUCUUCCUCGGCUGCAACCUCCUCAUCAAGUCCGAGGGCAUGAUCAACUUUCUGGUCAAGGAGCGCCGCCCGUCCAAGGAGGUGGAGGCGGUGGUGGUGGGGCCGUACUGACCGCAGCGCUGAGCCCGGGGCCGCCCGCAGCGCUGCCGCGGACACGCGGGGCCGGCUCGGAGCUUUUCCUCCUGAAAAACACCGCGCGAGUGGAUGCCGGCAUGCCGGAGGUCGGGAGAUGUUCAGGGCGGCCGGAGCCGCCCAUCCCGGCCCAUCCCGGCCCAUCCCGGGCCGCUCCCGCCGCCCGCGGCUGCCGAAGUAAAGCGUGCUCUGAUGGCAA
Messenger RNA from Vidua chalybeata, 760 nucleotides. It is a transcript of the gene RPRM, whose product is annotated as reprimo, TP53 dependent G2 arrest mediator homolog. The transcript has a single exon. The coding region runs from base 97 to 540 and encodes 147 amino acids. Lineage: Eukaryota; Metazoa; Chordata; Aves; Passeriformes; Viduidae. The record is from RefSeq and is a predicted model, not a curated record.